UUUGAAUUCAGUUUUGAAUACUCGCCCCUCCUUUUUCUUGUUCUCUUGCCCUGCUGCGAGUUCUGCUCUGGCUUGCUCUACAACUCUCCCAAACCUCGACGAGCAGUUAAACUAUGGCUACCGAUCCUCCCCUUGGCUUUUACCAAUCACGGGUGCUUCUUAUUCUCAUAGCCGCUGAAUUGGUCGAGCGCCGAACCGUCGCUCUAGCUCAAGCACUCCCCCUCGAAGAAGCGAGCGCGCGCGAUCUCCAACUUGCUUUCAGGCAAAACAAACUCACCUCGAGGCAGCUGACUAAGUUCUACCUCUACCGGAUUCGCAGACUCAACCCGCUCCUCAGAGGGGUCAUCGAGGUGAACCCGGAUGCCCUGCGCCAAGCCGAUAGAGCAGACCGAGAACGUAAGGCGAAGCCGUAUGGCUCGCUCUCUGCCUUGCACGGGAUCCCUGUACUGCUCAAGAAUAACAUAGCCCCCAAAGAUAAGAUGAACACCACAGCGGGCUCAUUCGCGCUUUUCGGCUCGGUUGUGCCUCGGGAUGCUGGUGUGGUGGCUCGGCUGAGGAGCGCCGGAGCCGUGUUGCUGGGGAAGGCGAGCUUGAGCGAAUGGGCUCACUAUCGGUCUUCUGGUGACCUCAGUGGUUGGUGUGCCAGGACCGGCCAGGGAAAGAAUCCAUACAAUCUAUCAGCGGAUCCAUGUGGGUCAAGUAGCGGGUCGGCCAUAUGCAUGGCAGCGAAUAUGGGGGCGGUGUCGCUGGGAACAGAGACAGACGGCUCAAUCUUGUGUCCCUCCAGUUCUAACUCAGUGGUGGGCAUCAAACCCACUGUUGGCUUGACGAGUCGAAGUGGGGUCGUCCCGCUCGCUCCCAGACAGGACAUUGUUGGGCCAAUGUGCAGGACUGUUGCAGAUGCUGUCAAUGUCCUCGAUGUCAUCGUAGGAUUCGAUCCUUUUGAUGCUGAAGCCACGAGAGAAGCAUCGAAGUACAUCCCGAGUGGGGGCUACAAGCAAUUUCUCAAAGCCGACGGGCUCAAAGGCAAGAGACUUGGAAUCGUUAGGAACCCUUACUUCGACUACCGCUCACGAUCACUGGUCGCCAAAGCAUUUGAGAGCCAUUUUAACACCCUGAGGAAACAAGGCGCUGUAUUGUUGGACCACUUGGAACUAGCCAACAUCAAUGAAAUCUACUCUAAUAGUGGUGAAGAUCUAGCGAUGUCGGCCGAGUUCAAGCUAGCCCUGAAUACUUACCUUCGAGAUUUGGUCGUCUCGCCAGUCCGAUCCCUCGCAGAUGUAAUCGCCUUCAACAACAAGCACAAGCACGCGGAAAAGAUCGACGAGUAUGGCCAGGACUUGUUCCUUGCAGCGCAAGCCACAAAUGGGAUCGACAAGGCUGUGAAAUCAGCAUGGCAAAACAUGGACAGAUUGAGCCGAGACGGGUUUGAGAAGCUGAUGAGGCAGAACAAGUUGGAUGCACUGGUGACUCCUGAAAGUAUAGUCAGUCAGGUUCUUGCGAUCGGAGGCUUCCCAGGAAUAAGCGUGCCAGCUGGAUAUGACGAAAAUGGAGUGCCCUUUGGGAUUUGCUUCGGAGGCUUGAGAGGCUCUGAGCCUACACUCAUUGAAAUCGCUUACGGGUUUGAGCAAGCCACCAAGAUCAGGAGGCCUCCUUUGUUCAGGCGGUGACCGCGAAGAUUUUCGAGUGAAUAUACUUGUAUCUAGGUCAUCAGUCUUGCGUGUGUGGUGCUUCUCUAUAAUUGGAUUAGAUCCAAACUGAUGAAGCAACAGAGGAAUAUGCGGUCAAAUUCAUGCCGAAUCUGGCAGGGAAUAUAAAUCUCAAAGAUUAAGAGGUGAGACUGUCGAAUAUUAGCGAUUUAGAACGUGUUGUUCAUUCAUUCCUAUUCUAGUAUCCAUAGAUGCGCUGCCCAUGGCUCCCCCACGGUCUAUCGCAGCCUGCAUCACUACUUUUCUGCCAAAGCAAAAGGUGAAGCUUAUUAGUCCAAUGAGGUUCAUCUUUAUAUAUUUAGUUACGAGAAGUAAUGUUGGAGAAAUGAAGGGACAGAAGACAAACCGACUUGGAAACAUGGUCGUAUGGAGAGAGGAUUGGAAAUUGAAAAGAACUUGGUGCCCAUAAAUGAACAUACGAGGUUCUGCAAAACUCAAUCCAAGAGAAAACUAGAAGUCAAGGAUUACAAAGAGCAUCAGAAGGACAAAUCGGCUCAGAAGACGAACGAAGAUCCUCAACAUUUGCUGGGUUUUUCGGAUUAGGACCUACUGCACUAUUAUCUGUACUUGGGACACUAUCUGUUGUAUUGGAAUUAAUCCAAAUGUCUCGUAUGUUUCGUUAA
Molecule: messenger RNA, 2332 nt
Organism: Syzygium oleosum
Lineage: Eukaryota; Viridiplantae; Streptophyta; Magnoliopsida; Myrtales; Myrtaceae
Product: probable amidase At4g34880
Exons: 5
Coding region: 114-1670 (518 amino acids)
Source: RefSeq, a predicted model, not a curated record